Messenger RNA from Oldenlandia corymbosa var. corymbosa, 1407 nucleotides. The record is from the annotation of a GenBank genome assembly. Lineage: Eukaryota; Viridiplantae; Streptophyta; Magnoliopsida; Gentianales; Rubiaceae.
GAGAGAGGCACUGAGGGAGGAGGGGGAUGGCCAAAGCGUCAUGGCGGAGAUCCUCAUCAACCUCAUCAUCAUCAUCAUGCACUCCUUCUAAUAACAAAGAGAUCAAAUUAUUUGGCGUCAAAAUCAUCCCCGCCGACGACAACGCUGGCGGCAAGGCAGAAGAUGAAUCCCUCCGCAAGUGCAAAAGCAUGGGGAGUUUAGGUGCAUGCAUUGUGGAGGAGGAGGAGGAGGAGGAGGAUAACUAUAUUAAUGAUGAUGUUGAUCAUCGCGUUUGCGGGUACCUUUCCGAUGGCCUCAUUCACCGCUGUUCCCGCGCUAAGAUUUCCCAUGACCGAAGAAAAGGCAAAGCUUGGUCGGAGGAAGAGCAUCGAUCAUUUUUGGUUGGUUUGGAAAAGCUAGGCAAAGGUGACUGGAAAGGUAUUUCCAAGAACUUUGUUCAUAGCAGGACUCCAACUCAAGUUGCUAGCCACGCCCAGAAGUAUUUCCUCAGAAUUUCUGCAACCGAAAGGAAAAAAAGAAGAUCCAGCGUGUUCGACAUUCCUCUGAAUGAAAUGGUAACCCCACUUUUCAAGCUUCUUCAAUUUCACUGGAUCAAAUUUCAUAGUUCCCCUUUUUUUCCCUUUUUUUUUUUUUGGUGUGUGUUGGAAUGUUACAGGAUGCAAGUUCUCAAACCUCUCCUUCUAUUUCCCGUUCCCCCGAGGUUAAUGUCUCGGCACUUGCUCCAACUUUGAAAAAGAAUGCCACUGAAACUAGUCCACAAGCGAAUUUGAUGACAUCAGCUAUCAAAGCAUACGAAAGGCCUCCGCUUUCACCAAUGGCACCCACAAGUCAUGCCGUUUCUGAUUUACUUGGUCGGCAAUUGAUGGUUGGACUUGGAGCUCGCAGUUUCGGCCAGGGUUAUCCAUCAACCACAGCAAUGCCAAACGUCCCAGUUGUUCCGAUGUGGAGCUUCUCCAAUCAGAAAUUUGUUACGACUCCUCCACACGUAACUGCAAUCUACAACUGCUUCCCUUCUGUAGCUCAACAACAGACGGGAGGUAUAUUUUCAGUGCUUCCCGCAUUUAUUCCGCAGCGUGUAACUACUGCAAACGAAUCAGCCAACAAGGAUGCACUGAUCUGAGUUGUACAUUGUGAUUUUGGAGUUCACACCCUUUUUUUUUCUCAUAAAAGUUGGAAUGCUCUGAUCUGAGUUUUACAUUGUGAUUUUGGAGUUCACACUUUUUUCUUCUUUUUUUUUUUUCUCACAAAAGUUGGAUUUUGGAGCAAAACCCCGGUGAUUAUGAACAAUUGAUUAUUAUUACAAUCCUAUAAGUUCCAAGUUGUUUUCGUGGUAAAAUUAGAGUGUUUCAAAUUGCGAUGUAGCGUUUGGGAUUAUUAUAUUGUUUCAAGUCGCCGGUUAAAUAUUCC